UUUCACAAAUUAAGUAAACAACUUCAUAAAAUACAUUUACAGGGUCUAGAAAAAUAUAUUCAAAAAAUGGUAUUCAUGACUAGAGCUCUUAUCUUGGUUUCCAUGGUAGCAUGUCUCACAUCAAUUGCUCACGCCAUUGCUGGCCAAGCGACUUUCUACACUCCGCCCUACGUUCCAUCCGCAUGUUUUGGCAACGGAGACCGUGGUGUUAUGAUUGCCGCAGCAAACAUCGGCUUAUUUGCCAACAGAACAGCCUGCGGGACUAGGUAUCGUGUGACUUGUACCGGAACCACCUCAACUGUUUUGCAACCUUGCACAGGCAAUAGUGUUGAUGUUACCAUUGUUGAUGUUUGUGUCUCAUGUGCACAAAAUCAACUUGAUCUUUCUCAAGAGGCAUUUGCGGUGAUUGCUAAUCCUGAUGCGGGGAGAAUUAACAUUGAAUAUGUCCGGAUCUGAUUAAAUAAAAUAUGCAUUCAACAUGCCAAAGAUCAACACCAUGUAUGACUUUUCUUUAAAUAAAUGAGACAAUAGGGUAAUAUAACCGUUGUUUAUGUGUCUCAUGACAUCGUGUCCAGUCAUUUAAUAAAAUGGUUUGUCUAAGCUAUUAUUUAAAAA
This is a messenger RNA of Helianthus annuus (common sunflower), 615 nucleotides long. Its product is annotated as EG45-like domain containing protein. The coding region runs from base 67 to 456 and encodes 129 amino acids. The record is from RefSeq and is a predicted model, not a curated record. Gene Ontology annotation, cellular component: apoplast; cell wall. NCBI's taxonomy places the organism in Eukaryota, Viridiplantae, Streptophyta, Magnoliopsida, Asterales, Asteraceae. Gene Ontology annotation, biological process: systemic acquired resistance. The transcript is spliced from 3 exons.